Messenger RNA from Tympanuchus pallidicinctus (lesser prairie-chicken), 1879 nucleotides. RefSeq lists its product as uncharacterized. The record is from RefSeq and is a predicted model, not a curated record. The transcript has 2 exons. NCBI's taxonomy places the organism in Eukaryota, Metazoa, Chordata, Aves, Galliformes, Phasianidae. The coding region runs from base 385 to 1677 and encodes 430 amino acids.
CUUGUUAUGGAAUUUGCUUGCUUUCUAGCCAAUGGAUUGCUAGUGGAAAUGUACUGAAUAUGCGUGUUAGAAUAUAAAAGGCUUGCUUUAGCAAGUAGAGAGACAUACAUCAAGAUUAUUACAGCAAUAAAGAAAUCUUCCUGGCAAGAAAACCCUGUGUCGUGGGACUAACUCACGACAAUUGGCACCCGAACAGGGACCAGACCAGAGACUCAGCUUAACUUGAAGACUGACUGGUCCAGAACACAUUGAAAAAUACGCGUCAGGCGCUGAGAAAAACGUGGAAAGCCCUUAUAGGGGAGUGCUGAGAUAAACACAGCGGACAGAAGAUUCAUCAUCCCUUCUAUUCGAUUGCCUCUCACUGGACGAAGGAACAGGCCUGAGAUGAGUACCAGCACAAUGGGUACAGCCAUCCCUUUCAUCAUCUGCUGUAACAUGAUCAUCGCACUCUCAUCAGCGUUUUGGAUUCCAGCUCAACCAAAGCAGAACGUGUGGGUCACCCUCGCCAACAAGAUGGGACAAGACACACUCUGUUUGUCAACUGCGUCACCAGGAAACCCGUUCUCAUGUUUGGUGGGACAACCCCUAGACAAAUGGCCCAUCCCAAACUCCAUUGCUGAGAUAGCAUUCAACACGAGCGCAGUAGUCGACAAAUGGGAUGGAUGGGUACUACGUCUGCAACAGAGCAAUGUGGAACCACAAGAACUGGAACUGUUGGGUUCGGUUAAAAUGGAUUAUUGUUUGUAUUUUAACUACAGCGGAAAGAACCAAUCGUUAGUUCAGUGUGUUAAUUCCAGUGUAGCUGCUUAUAGAAAUCAUUCUGCUUGGUGUAAUUAUACUUCACCUAACUUCUCAAGAUCUAGUAGCCAUCCGCUUAGCUUGCCAGCAGGAGUUUUUCUCAUUUGUGGGGACAGAGCAUGGUCUGCUAUCCCCUCUCACAUCAAAGGAGGUCCAUGCAGUUUGGGAAGACUAACUUUACUAACACCUAAUAUCUCUAUGAUUACUCACCAUCAAAAGCGCAUUAAGCAAGCUGGACAUGCUUUUCAAUCAGAAUGCAAGGAUAAUGCAGAAUUUUGGAAUCCUGAGGGAAUAGCAGCAGCAUCCUUUUUAGCCCCUGGCGUUGCAUCAGUUAAAGCAUUGAGCACGCUUAAAAAACUUGGAUGCUGGCUAGCCAAGCAAACAAAUGCUACUUCCUUGGCUCUAAGUGGACUGCUACUAGAUAAAGACUCAGUACAACAUGCUACAUUACAAAAUCGUGCUGCUAUAAACUUCUUGCUGUUAGCUCAAGGUCAUGGGUGUCAGGAUUUUGAUGGCAUGUGCUGCAUGAAUUUGUCAGAACAUCCAAAAUCAAUAUAUAAGAGCAUUCAGGAUUUGCAGAAAGGAGUUAAGAAAUUACAGGUUGAUGACAGGUUGGAUAUAUUUGGAAGCUUCUUCAGAAACCCAGGAGUGUGGAUACAGAAUGUGUUAAAAAUAGGGUUAGUUUGUCUUAUUGCUUUUCUCUGUAUUUUAGUUUGCACUCCUUGCUUACUACAGUGUGCUCGGAAAAUGAUACAAGCUUUAAAUCACGCUUUUUUCAUUAAUAAAGAAGGAGGAGAUGUGGGAGAUAGAGAGGUCAGCUCAGCCUCGUCAAGUCCUGACUUGUUGGUAAUGAGGCUCUGGAGAGGACAGAGAGUCUGAAUAAACAGGGUUUCUUAUACCCAGUCAUAAGAUAAACCCUCUGCCUAUGAAUUCUCUGAUAUGAAGACUUGUUAAGGAAUUUGCUUGCUUUCUAGCCAAUGGAUUGUUAGUGGAAAUGUACUGAAUAUGCAUGUUAGAAUAUAAAAGACUAGCUUUAAAAAGUAGAGAGAGAGACAUACAUUAUGAUCAUGAUCAUUAGAGC